AUGAAAGCCCAAAACCCUGCGUCGUAUCUAAGGACUGGGGUCAUUAGCCGCAGCUUGGACAUGACUGAGGAUAGUGAAAUAUCAGAUUAUGAGAUGAACCAAGGUAAUGAAUCUGGAAUUCGCUACAUAACUGAAAACCUUAUUCAGAAAUUGUCAAAACAAGAAAAUUUCUCAUUUGUCACAGCCCUAAAUUUCUCUCUAUCAAAGGAAGGAGGCAAGAAAUUCAAGUACAUAGAAAACCUAGAGAAAUGUGAGAAGUUGGAAAUCUUGAAUCUUAGCUGUAACCUCAUAGAGAAAAUUGAGAAAAACUGGAGAAACAGAGCCGACUUCGUGAGCUGAACCUGUCAUGUAACAGAAUCAGUAAAAUUGAAGGAUUGGAGCACAUGUACAGCCUGCAGAAGUUGAACCUGGCUGGGAAUGAGAUUGAGCACAUACCGGUCUGGUUUGGAAAGAAGAUGAAAGCACUUAGCACCCUGAACCUAAAG
Molecule: messenger RNA, 485 nt
Organism: Staurois parvus
Lineage: Eukaryota; Metazoa; Chordata; Amphibia; Anura; Ranidae
Source: the annotation of a GenBank genome assembly